This is a messenger RNA of Condylura cristata (star-nosed mole), 6091 nucleotides long. It is a transcript of the gene RMND5A, whose product is annotated as required for meiotic nuclear division 5 homolog A (S. cerevisiae). The record is from RefSeq and is a predicted model, not a curated record. Gene Ontology annotation, cellular component: nucleus; cytoplasm; GID complex. Lineage: Eukaryota; Metazoa; Chordata; Mammalia; Eulipotyphla; Talpidae. Gene Ontology annotation, molecular function: ubiquitin protein ligase activity; protein binding. The transcript has 9 exons. The coding region runs from base 428 to 1603 and encodes 391 amino acids. Gene Ontology annotation, biological process: proteasome-mediated ubiquitin-dependent protein catabolic process.
UUGGUACGGCCCGCGCAGAGCCUCCUUCGGGAGCUGGGUGGCUGCUCCCCCCUUGAGUCGGCGGCGCUUGGUGCCGCCCGGGAGAACCAGGUCAUCGGUCGGUUCCCGUGAAAACAAAAACAAUCGGCGGCGCCGCCGCGGGCAUCCGAACGCGGUCGGCGGGACUCAGGGAAGUGGGGCCGGGGGUGGGGGGGACCAGCGGGCGGGCGCGGCGGCGACGCGCCGGGGUCGGGGCGCCAUGGGGCAGGUGGGCACGGGCUGCGCGGGGCACCCUUGGCACCGCGGCUAACGUGCCCGCAGCCUCGCCACUUCAGCCGCCCUCGCCGUCCGCCUGGGGGACGAGGAGCAGGACGCGGCCUCGGCCGGGCCCGGGCCGAACGGCUGCGGACACCCGGGCGCCAGGGAGCCGAGCGCCGCCACCUCCGGGAUGGAUCAGUGCGUGACUGUGGAGCGCGAGCUAGAGAAGGUGCUGCACAAGUUCUCGGGCUACGGGCAGCUGUGCGAGCGCGGCCUGGAGGAGCUCAUCGACUACACGGGCGGCCUCAAGCACGAGAUCCUGCAGAGCCACGGCCAAGAUGCUGAAUUAUCAGGGACACUAUCACUUGUUUUGACACAGUGUUGUAAAAGAAUAAAGGAUACUGUUCAGAAAUUGGCUUCAGACCACAAAGACAUCCACAGCAGCGUUUCUCGGGUUGGAAAAGCCAUUGAUAAGAAUUUUGAUUCUGAUAUUAGCAGUGUGGGAAUAGAUGGCUCUUGGCAGACAGACAGCCAAAGACUUCUCAAUGAGGUGAUGGUGGAACACUUCUUUCGACAAGGAAUGUUGGAUGUAGCUGAGGAGCUCUGCCAGGAAUCUGGUCUAUCUGUAGACCCAAGUCAGAAAGAACCAUUUGUGGAGUUAAAUCGAAUAUUAGAAGCAUUAAAAGUCAGAGUUCUGAGACCUGCUCUGGAAUGGGCAGUAUCAAACCGAGAAAUGCUCAUAGCCCAAAACAGCUCCUUGGAAUUUAAGCUACACAGACUAUAUUUCAUUAGCUUGUUAAUGGGUGGAACUACAAAUCAACGAGAGGCAUUACAAUAUGCUAAAAAUUUUCAGCCGUUUGCUCUAAAUCAUCAAAAAGACAUUCAGGUUCUGAUGGGAAGCCUUGUGUAUCUGAGACAAGGGAUUGAAAACUCACCAUAUGUUCACCUGCUUGAUGCAAACCAGUGGGCUGACAUCUGUGACAUCUUUACACGGGAUGCCUGUGCCCUCCUGGGGCUAUCUGUGGAGUCCCCUCUCAGUGUCAGUUUCUCAGCAGGUUGUGUGGCUCUGCCAGCUCUAAUUAAUAUUAAAGCUGUCAUUGAACAGAGGCAGUGCACUGGAGUUUGGAACCAGAAAGAUGAAUUACCCAUUGAAGUGGACCUUGGCAAAAAGUGCUGGUAUCACUCUAUAUUUGCCUGUCCUAUUCUUCGUCAGCAAACCACAGAUAACAAUCCACCCAUGAAACUGGUCUGUGGUCAUAUCAUAUCAAGAGAUGCCCUGAAUAAAAUGUUUAAUGGUAGCAAAUUAAAAUGUCCAUACUGUCCAAUGGAACAAAGCCCAGGAGACGCCAAGCAGAUAUUUUUCUGAAGAAAUAACUAGCAAUUUGUAAGUGAAAACUGAAUUGUGGCCGCAUUUCAGAAGAGAAUGUUCCAUUUAAUGCAGCUAACCAAGGACUCCCGUGUUGAUAUAAGCUAAUGCUCCAGAAACUUUGCCAACAUUUUAGUGUACACUGAGGGGAGUGCUCGAGAUGAAUAUUAUCAUAGGGCUUUAUUAUAUUCUUGGUCUUCAUUUCUGAUCAAGUAAAUACACCAGCAGUUGUCAUUCAAUGCAGGUUUUUGUACUUAAUUAUAUGGUGAUUUUUUUACUUUUUAAGAGCAGAAACCGAAAUUGACCUACCUGCCAUGUGUUUAAUAUUUCUCCUGCUUUUACUUUUGUCAUUUUCUUAAUAAUUGUAAGCCUUGAGAAUGUUUGUGGAAAAGUUUUAUUUCCUGUUAUGUAUGCAUAAUUAAAUGAAAAUUCUUCAGAAAAAGUUUGAAAAAUUGAAUUGUGGUUAUAAACUAACUUGUAUUUUUUUUUUUUGCUUAAGAGAGAAAGCUGUGCUAGAUUCCAAAAUUUGCUUUUUGAUGUUUUCCUCUGCUCCAGUGCUCACCGAGAAGUCAGCAGACCUGCACUUGAGCCCUGCUUGUAGCCCCCAUGGGCUCCCUGUUUGAAAUUCCAUCCUUACUUUAGCAGGUUGCUGUGAGAAGUCUUCUGCCAAAACAGAGCGGAAGGAGUACUAUUUCUGAUUUGCUUUUAUUGCCAAGGGGUGCUCUUUAAAAAAGUGUGUUCAAUAAAAUGAAAUUCUAAAGUUAGAAGUGUUCUUAAGUUGAUACUUGCUUUCUUGGUUUUAGUAGCCCUAUUCUUUGCAAUCUGCCUUUAGGACUUGGCUAUUUAUUGCAUUUGUAUAUCAUUGCAGACACAGUGUUGUGUGUGUGUGUAUGUAUAUGUGCACCAGCAUCAAACAUUGUGUAUCUGGGAGGGAAGAAGCAUGUUCCAGUCCUAAAAUGCAGUUACCAGACUCAUCACUUUAAAUCCUUAAAGUUAGAAGCUAGCAAAUUUUCUGUCACGCAGAAUAUGUUUAUUGCUGUUUUUGUAUUUGAAUAGUACACUGUUUAAUGCCUCUCUUCUGCAAAGUGUGUCAUCUCAUUGACUGUGAAUCUGUAUAUUACUCUAAUGGAUACAGAUAAUGAAUGAUUUUUUUCUCUUGUGAGGAAUCUUCAUUUAAUGCACUGUCCAGAAAUAGCCAUGUGUGAGAGUCUUUCUCUGUAUGAUGAACUACAUGGAAAAGACUUCUGUCAACAUAAAUUUGACUUAAACUCAUGAAGUUACUUCAUUAUGGAAAGAAUGUUAUGUGGAAAUCACCAAAUACUUCACAACUUCAGUCAUCUGACAUGGAGCGCGAUAUCAGUAUAGGAAAACUUCCAUGAGACUAUGAAAAAAGAAGAAAACACAGAAGCAGAAUGUGACACUUCACAUUGUAAAAUAAGAUUGACUUGGGUUUGGUGGAAGGGAGAUAAUAGUUCCAGUUUUAAGUUAAUUGGAGACUGGCAGUGUUUGCAGUAGUAUAUGAUCUUGGAUGGUUUAUCCAGAAAUGUUUACUUGUGAGAGCUUGAGAUUUGUUUGUAAAGGAAAGUGUUUCCUCAGUGAAAACCUGCUGGAUUGCAGUGUGUGGAGUCAGGCUUGUAUCUAGGGCUUCUGUGCAUACUGUAGUUUAGCCAGGAGCUGUGAUUGGCCUGGUCAGAAUGCUCGCUUUAUGCAGCCUCAGUCUUGGCCUCACAGUGAGUUUUGCUGUAAGUCUCUGCUUUCCUGUUGGAAAUCUCUGUGAAGUUUCCCCUCUCUCUACUAAAGCAGUUGAAGAAAGAGAGCAAGAGAAACUCCUUGGACUCCAAAAUGAAAAUAGAGAAUUCCAGGCAAUACUCUGAGGAAAUAAAAUUGGUUUAUUAUAUUUUUCUUUAGAAUUAAAAUCCAGAGUAUUAUCAUUUUUAAAAAUGUUUUCUUGAUAGGCCAGACUUAACUUUAUUCACAACUUAGUCCCACCUUCCCACCCCAAACACCUACACAAUAUUUAGGCUUCACACAAAGUUCAAAUAAUCGAGACAUUGUGCUGGAGGCUGGGGUGAAUAUUUUUGGUGGCCAGACCCUUCACAGAGUUGGCUCAGCCACUAGCUAGAGCCCUGCUUUUCCCUAGUGUCGGGAAUCCUGUGAGUUUUCUGUGCAACACAAGAAACUUCAAAAGAACAUGCUUUAACUGAAGCAUUUAAUUUUAUAGCCUCCUGUAUAAGGUCCACCUGACUAGGUUAGGGACCAAAACCUUGAAACUCUUACUAGUCUGACAACUUAGCGUGAAAACAAUGUCUUACGACCUUUCAGUGCAUAAACUUAAAAUUCUUUGGUGACUAAAUAUGAAGGCGAGGUGAAUUAGCAGAAGCCGGACCUUAACCAAAGAUGCUGAAAUACAAACGUGCUGCCCUUCGUAUUCUAGAAACUCCUCCACUAAAGGCUUUAGGAACGCCUCGCCACUGAGGCUGUGUGUCAGCACUGCAGGAAGUGUCUUUCUCCCCCCCCCCACCCCCCUCACAGAGGGUCGUGAUAGGCCAAGGUUUUUUACAGUCAAACUUAUAAUAGUGAUAUACAUUGAAACCAGUUCAGAGUGGUUUCCUAGGAGCCAUUUCCAUGUAUCAGUUGUGGACAAAGGCCAUGGAACUAUGCGAAACCAAUAAAACCUUACUAUAAGAUUCUGAUUUAGCCAGAGCAUCUGUGCUUGCAAGCACAAUCUGAAGUGCAGUGGCUAAGGUUGUCUUUGAUCUUUUUUCUCUUCUGUGUAAUCAUCACAGAUGCCAUUGCUGUUUUAGUGUUUGAUUCUAUGAGACUUGUAAUACAUAAAUGAACGGGUAUUGGUGCCUCUUGAUUUAAAAAAUUUGAAGCAAAGAGCCACCUCAUAUUCAUAGGGUGUGUGAGUAUUUUGUGAGUGUAUGAGCAUUUAAUUGAAAAAAGAAAGUAAAUCUUGUGUUUGGGUUUUCUGUAGCAGCUGAUUUAUACAGAGACACUAAAACCCAUACCAGAUUCUGUGGGAAAAGAGGAUCCUUUUUUUCUUUCCAGGUAGUCCCACAGAUUAUGCAGUUAAAAUUCAGUAUUCUUUCUACUGUGAGUUUUUUUUUUCCAACCCAGUGGUUAGAGCCUUUAGGAGAAUAGAUACUGCAGAAACCAAGAGUUCUUGGUUGUCCUCACAAGACACGCUGCUGGUAGACGUUGUUACCCUACUGGUUUUCCAGUUCAACCUCUGGUUAAGUGGACUGGCCGGCAUGCUAGUCAGACUGCUUAGUCAGCAGACUCAGGUUAUUUUCAGGGAAGGCAUGGAGACAAGGUUUGGUUAAUUCCAUCACUAGGAUGUGUAAGAUGAAGACACAACCAAAAUAUCUUUCAUUACUUAAUGUACAUUAUCUUUGGUAAGACUAGAAUAAUGUGGUCCUGAGGAAAUACGUGCAAGGAACACUGAAGGUUUUGGCGCAUCAUAUGCCUGUCCCGCUGUGGCAGGUUUUAUGUGGUACAAUAGUGUUUACCUUAAGCAGGUAAAAACUUAAACUUUUUAUUGAACUAUAAUUGAAUAGAAACCAAAAAUAGAAUGACAAAUGUAUUUUAAUAGCAGAUGAGGCAAUUAGUUUUAGAGUUUUCCACUGUUGAUUUUACUUCAAGACAGAGGUAGAGAAAACAAAGUUUUGUUUUCAAAAGCUUUCCCACUAGUUUUAAGCUGUAGUGAGCAUAUGCUUCAUUUACUUCUUCCAAAGAGGCAAGAGCAGCUGGAAUUAGCUUAUAGCACAUGCUUCAUUUCAUGUUAAGGGGUGAGGACCUACGCUCUAUUUUAGCAGUCACUUCAUGUUCUCUGGCAAGGCAGAUGUGGGAUUCACUAGGUAUUUAGUGCCUGAUUUUUUCUUUGGGGAGGGGUAGGAGUGAAUGUAUGGGGAUGGGAGGGAAGCAGGAGAAGAAAAUGGGCGUGAGUGAGUGUGCAUGUGUCUCAGAUUCACCAUUUCUCCCACCUGUGUAUAGCAAGCACAGGUAUUUAAUGUAUUUUGCUCAUGACUGCAGUGUGCAUGUAGUAUUUUUCUCUGUUUUCUAAACCUAACACUAAAUGGAUUCAUCAGAUCAUCUUGUUCAGAUGGCUCAGGAUUGUAUUUCUUUUGCUUACCCUGUGCGCUUGGGUUCUAUAGUAUUUCUAUAAUUAUGUAACAAGACUAGUGUUGCACUGUAAUCUAUCAUAUAGAGCUAUAUGUAUGGAAAAUUUUGAUCAGUUUUUUUAAGAAAUGUAUCCUGUUUGCAAAGGCACAAUAAAGUUGCAUCUUAUAGACUAUAGGCAAUAAUGCUAACAAUAAACCUUAUUUAACACAAACCAUAUUCUCUGUUCAUUUGACUUUGGAAAAAAAAUCUAGUAUAUCCAGUAGUUUCAGGGAUUUCGUUUUAACGUAAAACAUUAUGCUAUAUUUAAUUUAUAAAUUUCAGACUGCUAUAAUAGAAUUUUGAAUAAUUAAGAUGCUUUGUUAA